GGAACUUACAGCAAUGUUGAUUCAUUGACACAUAAAGAGUCAUUUCAAUGGCUAACUGAGCAAUGGAAUUUAUAGUGUACUUGCAAGGCAAGCACGUUAGAGAUGACUUCAAAUCCUUAAAAGGGCACUAAUUUUAUCCUGAAAUCUAAUCAGUGUUCCAAAAAACAAAACAGUAACAUCAGACACAACAUUGGCCCCUUCUUUGUUUUAAAUGCAAAGGGAGAACAGAUUCUAAAGCAGCUCAUUUAGGUUCUAUUCACUGGUUCUUUCUCCCCCUCCCCCAGGAUUAACUCUGUGAUGUUAUUAUAAUUUAUCGUUUCUCCUGGAUGUUUCUGUGGGGCCUAAGGCAUACUUCUGAGAAAGAAACAGCCUCCCUCUCAUUCAUGCUGGGUAUGAUAUGGAUGCAGACUACCUCGGUGCAAAUCCAGGGAAAUUUUGCUAAUUCCAUUGGAAUUACUCUGAAUUUACCCCAAGUCUGGAAAGGCGCGCUGGAGAAAACCCACUCUUUGCAUACAAGAGGACUCAUUGAAUUAGCAGGAGCCAUAUCCUGUGGCACAGGACGCAAUGCUUUGGCAUAUCUAGGUUACGGCUGCUACUGUGGUCUGGGAGGACGAGGCUGGCCUAAGGAUGAUGUAGACUGGUGCUGUCACAAGCAUGACUGCUGCUAUGACAAGGCAGAGCGGGAAGGCUGCAACCCCAAGAUGCUGAGAUAUGAAUGGACUUGUGAACGCAACACCGUGGUGUGCAAUAGGCUGACAGACCGAUGCCAAAAAAUGGUGUGCCAAUGUGACCGAGAAGCAGCCAGAUGUUGGGGCAUAGCCCCUUAUAACCCCCACUACGUCCUCUGGCCAGAUUUCUUGUGUGGACAGACUAACCCCAUGUGCCAGUUGACUUAGAUAUUGAGGGGCAAGACUUAUCUUCUGGGGACAUUUUUCUAUUUUCUAAGAUACCACAAUAAAAUUGUUCAUCUUUGAUCAAGACUGAUGAGGGGGCUAGAGAAUUUCUGCCAGAAUGCUGGUGGCCAGGAGAGAAAAAGGAGUGGUUAGGCACCUCCUUGGUCUUUAGAAGUAAGGCUCAGGGCCUGCCCCCAACCCGGCUUCUUUAGUUGAAGAGGGCCAAAGGCAUCUAAUAGCACACCACAGCAAUACUGAACACUGCAGUUACGGAGAGAAAGAAAACAUGUUGGCAGUAGCCACUGGCACGCUGUCCUUUCACGUUGCCUUAUACUGAGCCCCCAUACAUUGUGGAAAGCAUGGGAAUGCUCUGUUUGGUUGUCAUUAAUACCCACUGAUGGCUACACUGUCCAUCAAAGACUCAAAAUGGCUGACGUCGGAAGUGCAGAAGCCAUCUUUAAGUCCAGGGGCUCCUGGAGAUGGAUAGAUAGGAGUCCCUCAUUUCCUCUAUCACAAGAGGCCAUCUGCAUAAAGAUGUGGUGGUUACUUCUCUUUAAAAAGGAAUCCGGACUCCAGACAGGAACCCUGGUCAGGGCAAGAAUUGAACAUUUGUCACAUUUUUGUGUCUCUGAAAGUACUGGCCCAUAGUGUCCUCUUUUUCUCAUCUUCACACAGCUAGGAACACCUCUGAGAAGAACUUCAGAGUUGAGAGGAGAGCACAUUUGCCUUUUGGGUACUCAUCAAAUCCUGGACUCACCAGAGUGUAUAGGGUCCACUGCUCCACAUUUUAGAUCCUGAUCUGUAUCUGUCCUGUACGAUCUUGGCUUAUCCCACUUUCGCAGCAGUAUAUGAUUGCCUUCAGAAAUAUUAAACCAUGACACUAAGAAUGUAGACAGCAUUAUUCAUGUUAAAGAAACCAUGUAAAGUUUUUCAUUCUGCUCUUAGUUGUGUUCUUUAUUUUUGGGUCUCUACCUCACACAUUUGAGUCUUAGCAUGAGAAAAUGGACAUGACUUAACUUACUCGCAUCAGCCAGUGUAAAGUUGGGCAGAACUGCAGUGUGGUGGGUGGUCUGGCCGUGAUGGUUUUGGCAGAGUGGGAUAGCUUGAGUACUACGGAUGUGAAGGACAUGUCAACAGGAUAGUUGACUAGUCGCUUCCACCCCUCUUGCUGCCUCUGUCAGAAAGAGGCAGCAAGGAAGGGGAGAAGAAGGGGGUACUUCAAAGCAGUAG
This is a messenger RNA of Pelodiscus sinensis (Chinese soft-shelled turtle), 2123 nucleotides long. Its product is annotated as phospholipase A2-like. Gene Ontology annotation, biological process: lipid catabolic process; arachidonate secretion; phospholipid metabolic process. NCBI's taxonomy places the organism in Eukaryota, Metazoa, Chordata, Testudines, Trionychidae. Gene Ontology annotation, molecular function: phospholipid binding; calcium ion binding. The record is from RefSeq and is a predicted model, not a curated record.